GUUCCCAAACAAACCCUAAACACAAUCCCUAUUUUCUUUACCUCAAAUCCCAAAAUCAAGAAGAUUUCAUUGCUGUAAUGUCCAAUCCAAUUAAUCUUCUUCUCCUUCUUCUCGCCCCUGCAUUGAUGUGCACAAUUGUGAAUUCGCUGCAGUUAGAGAUGAAAUCCGGUCACCCCAAAUGCAUUUCCGAGGACAUCAAGAGCAAUGUCAUCACCGUCGGCAAGUAUCACGUCGUUAAUCCCAACCCUGGCUACCCCAUUUCCGAUUCUCACACCGUCACUGUCAGGGUGCGUUCGCCUUAUGGGAACGGUCAUCACUACGCGGAUAAGGUGCAUUCGGGUGAUUUUGCAUUUACUGCAGCUGAGGCUGGUGAUUACACUGCUUGUUUUUCGGUGCCACCGGAUCUCGACCCCGGGGUAACUGUCACCAUUGAUUUUGUUUGGAGAUCGGGGAUUGCUGCCAGGGAAUGGUCUGGUGUUGCCAAAAGAAGCAAGAUUGAAGUCAUGGAGUUGGAGUUAAAGAAGUUGUAUGAUACUGUCUCAUCUAUCCACGAUGAGAUGUUUUAUCUUCGUGAAAGGGAGGUAGAGAUGCAAGAUCUUAACGACGAGACUAACGCCAAGAUGUUUACCUUCAGUUUCCUUUCAAUUUUGGUUUGCUUGUCUGUAGCUGGUUUGCAACUAUGGCAUUUGAAGUCAUUCUUUGAGAAGAAGAAGCUCCUCUAAGAUGGAUUUUAUUCAUUUGAUUCUUUUUUCCACUUGACUGGCUUUUCCUAAGGUAUCCGUAUACAUAAUUAGAUUAUGUCAAUUAAUAAUAAAAGUGAUGUCAUGCUUUAAUAUACACUAUUUUUUUAGGUAUAUCUUUGCACCUCAACUGAUUUUUAUUUUGUUCUUU
Molecule: messenger RNA, 891 nt
Organism: Cajanus cajan (pigeon pea)
Lineage: Eukaryota; Viridiplantae; Streptophyta; Magnoliopsida; Fabales; Fabaceae
Product: transmembrane emp24 domain-containing protein p24delta9
Source: RefSeq, a predicted model, not a curated record